GUCUCUAUUAUUGUCACGUCAUAAAAGUUGAUCGGCUACUUGGCACGCAGGUUUAAGCUCAAAGGCUGUAAAAAGAGGGUACACGUUGUUAAAAGUGUGACUUUGCAAACUGAAGUGACGAUGAAGUUCCGUGCAAAGAUAAAUGACGUGGGAUGUCUCAAUCAUUUCACACGUAGGUGUGGUGAAUACCAUUACAAAGCUCACAAAAGCUUGUGUUCUACGGCUUACUGUUAACAACGUUUACUUCGUCCUUUCUGGCAAAGUCGCCAAUGGAGGAGUCAGCAUGUGGUGUGAGCUACUACAGGUGAAUUUCUUUGAUGAAUAUCAGUUGGAGGGUGUUUCGGCAGAUUCAAACGAAAUCUGCUUAGAAGUAGCACCAGAGAACCUAUCAAGAGCUUUAAAAACUGCCCAAAAUGCCAAGUUUGUCAAAAUCAAACUGACCAAGAAGCACUGCCCCUGCCUUACGCUGGCUGCAGAACUGCCUUCACUGUCUUCAGUCAGUCGUGUUGUCACCCAUGACAUUCCUGUGGACGUCAUUCCUAGAAGGCUUUGGCAUGACUUUAAAGAACCUAGUAUGCCAGAUUUUGAUGUUAGCAUAUAUUUACCUCCUCUGAAGACCAUGAAGAGUGUCGUGGAUAGAAUGAAAAACCUCUCCAACUAUUUGGUAGUGGAGGCUAAUUUGAGUGGUGAAAUGAAUCUGAAGAUUGAAACAGAUCUGGUGUCUGUGACAACGCACUUCAAAAAUCUUGGCAACCCUCCUUGGGCUGAUGAUGCGUCACAGGGUGGGGGACAGAGCAGACCUGUGGAGGCUAUGGCACAUGCCCGCGUGGAUAUAAGGAAACUUCAGCAGUUCCUCAACGGACAGCAGGUCAACCCCAGCAAGGCCAUGUGCAAUAUUGUUGACCAAAGGAUUGUUCAUUUGAUUCUUCUCCAAGAAGAUGUGUCUCUUCAGUACUUCAUCCCAGCUGUGGCAUAGAGCUCCAUUCAUGAGGAGGAACAGAAAUAGGAAGGGAUUUUGUUUGUUUGAUUUCUUGUCUUAUUUGUUAAUAUUUUUGUUGUUUGUAGAUAAUUUCAUGUCUUCCUAUAAUCUUUUUUUGUUUGUCAGUGCUAAGGUUGCUGAUGACGGAUAGUAUCAAUUGAAUAUGAUGGAAGACAGGUAUUUGACAUGCACAGCAGCUUUAAGGGUAUUAUGAGUUUUUUGAUUCAUGGGUUUGAUUCAAAAGCUUAUAUAAAAAUAAGAAAAAUAUAUAUAGCAUUUAGACUUGUAAGUAAUUUCUGAGUGUUUGUAAUUAUAUUUAUACUGCAAUAAACUGAAGACGCAUA
Electrophorus electricus (electric eel) is the source of this 1323-nucleotide messenger RNA. It is a transcript of the gene hus1, whose product is annotated as HUS1 checkpoint clamp component. Gene Ontology annotation, cellular component: checkpoint clamp complex; site of double-strand break; nucleolus. Gene Ontology annotation, biological process: meiotic DNA integrity checkpoint signaling; telomere maintenance; mitotic DNA replication checkpoint signaling. The record is from RefSeq and is a predicted model, not a curated record. Lineage: Eukaryota; Metazoa; Chordata; Actinopteri; Gymnotiformes; Gymnotidae.